Messenger RNA from Saxophila tyrrhenica, 1644 nucleotides. RefSeq lists its product as uncharacterized. The record is from RefSeq and is a predicted model, not a curated record. NCBI's taxonomy places the organism in Eukaryota, Fungi, Ascomycota, Dothideomycetes, Mycosphaerellales, Extremaceae. Gene Ontology annotation, molecular function: glycosyltransferase activity. Bases 1 to 1644 code for a protein of 547 amino acids. The transcript has a single exon.
AUGGCACCGACGAUGACCAUUGAAAGGCCGCCGAAGACGCAAACGUCGCCCUCCUCGGACUUCCCUGCCAGCUUGGUAGGCAAGAAGGUCCUACUCGCCACAGAAUCGCUUGGUCCCGUCAAUGGCGUUUCCAGAACGACACAGAGUCUUGUGGACUACCUCCGCAACAACGGUGUACUUGUUGCGACGUGCGCACCUUAUUACAAAGGCCAGCCGAUCAACAGCAAUGAGGUGUGGCGAGAUCGUAGUCCCAUCGUCAACAAAGACUGGGUGCGUGAAAUUGAGAAGAAAUCCUCGUCGCUUGGAUCGAGAGCUCUCGGUGGAGCCUGGCUGUGGCAUCACGAACGAGACGAACAGUAUCAGCUGCCGCAUACACGGGCGACCAGUCAGGCUCCGUCCCAGUCGGCGAGGACACCAAUCCUGACCCGCAGCAAGCGUGGCCAUGGUAAUAAAGGGAAGUUGGAGCCAUCGAACCUCAGCCGACAGAAUCCAGAGUUUCGUCUCCAGGGGUAUCCGUUGCCGUACAAUCCAGAUUUGACUGUGGCAUAUCCGUUCCGGCUCGGCGUGGUCUACGAGAAGACUUUCAAACCCGACAUCAUCUAUCUCGCAAGUCCGGCUUCCGUCGGCUUCCAGUUUUUGGUCCAGCUUGGCCAGCUUGAUCAUCCACCGCCAACGCUGUUGAACUUUCAGACCGACCUUUCUGCAUACAGCACAAUCUUGUUCGCACCUCCCAUCGAUCGAUACGCGGUCUUCCUUCUUCAAAUAGUCCAGGGACAUCUCUUCAGGAUGGUCGCGGUCCAGACCAUCUUCUAUCCAUCAGCAUAUGUUCGCAAAUACAUGGAAGGCGCCGGCGCUCCUGCGCAUAAGAUGGUCCACCUUGGUCGAGGCGUUGACACUGACUUGUUCAAUCCUGGACGACGGGAUGAGGCCUACCGGAAAGAAAUCGCUCCGAACGGCGAGAUCAUCUUCUGUUGCAUUUCUCGAUUAGCUCCCGAGAAAGGCUUCGAGUUUCUUGCUCAGACGGCAUAUCAACUCAAAGAAAGCGGGCUCGCGUUCAAGUUGCUGAUAGUGGGUGGUAACAAAAACCCUACCGUCGAUGGAGAAGUCCGCAACUAUUUCAAAGACCUGUCAGACCACGUCAUCUUUACGGGGUUUCUGCGUGGGACAUUUCUAGCCCGUGCAUAUGCCAGCGCAGACGUCUUCUUGCACUGCUCGAUUACCGAGACCUUCGGGCUGGUUGUGCUCGAGUCCAUGGCUUCUGGCGUGCCGGUCAUCGCCCGAGAUGAGGGAGGGCCGUCGGAGACCGUGAAGAAUGGUGCAUCUGGCUACCUCGUGGCGCCACAUGACCGAGAUACUUUCGUCAAGUAUGCACAUCAACUGGCUAAUGACACUGCUCUCCGCGCGCACAUGGCCGUCAAGGCCCGGCAGCAAGCGCUCGACACCACCUGGGACAAGAUCAACAACCAGGUAGCUCUGCAGUUGGCGCGGUCUGUUGAAGAAGCCGGUGCAAGCCAGCAGGGUAUCUACGGCUCUUGGGUGGGAAUGAUGAGGGUGUAUGUGGCGGUGGGUAUUGUUUGGGUCUUCUGGUUCAUUGCGGUGGUGCCCUUGCUGCUCUGCGGGUUUGUUCACGGGUUGUUCAGGUGA